AUGAGCCUCUCUCUGAGAUUCGACGCACGCUUCAGUGUCUUCCUCUCUCUUCCAUGUGCGAUUCUUCGGCCGCGAUGCUUAAGAAUUGACCGAAAAUCAUCCGGCGUUCCUCCAAAUCUUGGUUUCGGAUUUUGUUAUCUUCUUCGCUCCGGUACCAGCUACAUAGCAUGGCUUACCUGAUGUAGUACCAGGAUAAAACUUCCUUCUGCCUUGUUGAGCUCGAGCUGGUUUCAGGCAGAGUUCUUCGGUCUCAAAGAUGGCAAUGGCAGUCUUUAAGUCUCCGCUUAAAGGGGAACUCCACGGGGCUAGAAAGAUGGAAGGGAAACAGUAUAAGCAUCAUCUGCUUCAGCAACAGUGUUCGGGAAGAAGGCGUGUUUUCGUGCAAACCGAAACUGGCUGUGUUUUGGGAGUGGAGUUGGACCGUAAUGACAAUGUUACUACUGUGAAAAAAAGGCUUCAGAUUGCCUUUAACUUCCCAACGGAGGAAAGCUCCUUGACCUUUGGGGAUUUGGUGCUGAAGAAUGAUGACCUAAGUUCUGUGAGGAAUGAUUCUCCGCUUCUGCUAAAGCGUAACUUAAUGCACAGAAGCUCGUCUACUCCUUGUCUUUCGCCUACUGGGAAUGAUCUGCAGAGGAAAGAUCUGAGUGGUCCUAUUGAGAUACUUAGCCACUCAGAUUGUUUUUCGUCGUUGAAGCAAACGGCGAGUGGCAUUGUUGAGGCGAUGAAGAUGGGUGUCGAACCAAUCCCUGUCAACGGUGGGCUUGGAGGGGCAUACUAUUUUAGGAAUGAAAAAGGUCAAAGCGUUGCUAUUGUCAAGCCUACAGAUGAAGAACCGUUUGCUCCUAACAAUCCUAAAGGCUUCAUAGGGAAAGCGCUUGGGGAGCCUGGUUUAAAGCCUUCUGUGCGAGUAGGGGAAACCGGAUACAGAGAAGUUGCGGCGUACCUUCUUGAUUAUGAUCACUUUGCUAACGUUCCUCCCACGGCUCUUGUGAAGAUAACUCACACUGUGUUCAAUGUCAACGAUGGAGUGAACGGGAACAAGUCUCGUGAGAAGAAGAAGCUGGUCAGCAGCAAGAUUGCUUCGUUCCAGAAGUUUGUCCUUCAUGAUUUUGAUGCCAGUGAUCACGGGACUUCAAGCUUCCCAGUCGCUUCUGUGCAUCGCAUUGGGAUAUUGGACAUAAGGAUUCUCAACACAGACCGGCAUGGUGGAAACCUUUUGGUGAAGAAGCUUGAUGAUGGUGGUGUUGGGAGGUUUGGUCAAGUGGAGCUUAUCCCUAUAGAUCACGGUCUUUGCUUGCCAGAAACACUCGAAGAUCCUUACUUCGAAUGGAUUCACUGGCCUCAGGCUUCGAUACCUUUCUCUGAAGAAGAGCUUGAUUACAUACAGAGUCUUGAUCCCGUGAAUGACUGUGACAUGCUGCGAAGAGAGCUUCCAAUGAUUCGAGAGGCUUGCCUUAGGGUUCUAGUUCUGUGUACUGUUUUCCUGAAAGAAGCGGCUGCUUAUGGACUCUGUCUUGCAGAGAUUGGUGAGAUGAUGACUCGGGAGUUCCGUGCUGGAGAAGAAGAGCCAAGUGAACUAGAAAGGGUGUGUAUCGAAGCUCAGAGAUUAAUGGCUGCACAGGAUGUUUUAUCUCCCAAGAUAGAUGUAGAAGGGGAGACAGAGAUUCAGUUUGAUCUAGAUUAUAAUGGCCUAGAAUCAGUUUAUAGCUCGAAGACACAAACCGAUGAGUCGUUCGCCAGAAACCCAUUUUCAAACGGACGUUCUUCACCUGGCAAGCUCGAAGAGAGCAUCGCGGAAGAAGAAGAAACCGACGAAGAGGCAAGACUUGCUCUAUCUUUCUCAAAGCUUUCAACAGCAACGAAGAACAACAAUCUAAGCAACAGCAUGGGAUCCAACUACUCGAAACAUUCAAGAGACAAAACCGAGAAAACAUUGUCAAGUCACAAGAGCGCGAACGUGCAGCUCCCGGUUAGUGCAAGCUUUGUGAAGUUAGCAGACAUGAAAGAAGUAGAGUGGGUUGUGUUCUUGGAGAGGUUUCAGGAGUUGCUUGACUCGGCUUUUGCAGAACGUAAGACCAUGACGUUGAGGAAUAGACAGAGACUUGGUACCUCGUGCCAGUUUUGAGAGCACAUUAAGUAAAGCCUUAUAGAAGGUUCACAUAAUAGAAGACGAAAUGUGUUGGUUUUGAAGUAAUUACUUGUUAGCUACGUUACGAUUAGUUUACUUUUUGUGGCGACUACAAAAACAUGCAAUUUGGAAAUUUGUUUUAUUCUCUCUGUAGAUUAAAAAAUUUGUUAUUUUUGUCAUCCUUUAUGUUCU
Messenger RNA from Thlaspi arvense, 2320 nucleotides. Lineage: Eukaryota; Viridiplantae; Streptophyta; Magnoliopsida; Brassicales; Brassicaceae. The record is from the annotation of a GenBank genome assembly.